Amphimedon queenslandica is the source of this 946-nucleotide messenger RNA. RefSeq names its product CAAX prenyl protease 2-like. The record is from RefSeq and is a predicted model, not a curated record. The coding region runs from base 46 to 858 and encodes 270 amino acids. The transcript has a single exon. Gene Ontology annotation, biological process: CAAX-box protein processing. Gene Ontology annotation, cellular component: endoplasmic reticulum membrane. Gene Ontology annotation, molecular function: metalloendopeptidase activity. NCBI's taxonomy places the organism in Eukaryota, Metazoa, Porifera, Demospongiae, Haplosclerida, Niphatidae.
CUCAAUAAUUAAUUGAUUAAUUAUUAGGUGUAAACUGGUGUCAUAAUGCCUGCUGUGUCUCUCUCCUCUCUCUCCCUCUCCUCUUCUCUCUUGGCCUGUUUCGGUUUGGCUGGUUCCUUUGUUCUCAGUCUCUACCUUGCUGAUGGAGGGAGAUCACGUGAUCACCCACUGACAGUCAAGAGAAGGAUCACUGCAGUAACCAUGGUAACCAUUGCCUCCCCUCUCCUCCUCUAUGUUCUGGCAGGGUAUCCUCCUCUUCCAACUCUCCUCCAACUCCUCGGGAUCAAAACAGAGGGUCUCCUCCGCUCAGUUACGAUUCCCUUUAUACUGAUACCACUCCUGUAUGCUGGACCGAUACUCCAGACCCUCACAUCAGAGGGUCUGGUUAACCCUUUAGCUGAUGAAAGACCCGAUAUCAUAUUACGCAAUUAUGUGGUGGCUCCGUUAGCAGAAGAGGUAGUCUUUAGGGGUUGUAUGGUCCCCCUACUCCUCCCUCACCUCCAGUCCUCCUGGACUAUCAUCAUUGGACCUUUGUUCUUUGGACUGGCUCACAUCCAUCACCUCAUUGGUCGCUACCUUCAUGAGGGGGAGCCCCUACUGUUAGGAAUAAUUAAUGCUUUAUUUCAAACAACAUACACCUCCUUAUUUGGAAUGUUCAGUUCCUAUUUAUUCAUUAGAACAGGUCACCUGGUCACUCCCGUCUUGUCUCACUCAUUGUGUAAUGUAUUGGGACUACCAAACUUUAUUGGUCUACGACAGCACAAGUACAGGUAUCUGGUCAGUGUAGCUUAUGUUGCUGGACUAGCUGGAUUUAUUUAUUUUCUACCGAAACUAACUAAUCCAGUUUACUAUAAUUGAUAUUAUUAUUAUUUUUGUAUGAUGAUCAGAUGAUGUAAAUAUUUUUUGUAAUAAAUGAAGUGAUUAAAUGACUGAGUCAGUUACAGCA